GCUGGAUGAACUGACUCUUGGGGCUCUACAGUUGGCAUACCAAAAGGAGCGAGAUGCACACUAACAGCCUUUGGAGAGCGGGUCUCCUGGUGGCGACGCUUUGUGUCACCCUAACACUGGCCCAGUUCCCUCGGGAGUGCGUCACCCCUGAGGGCCUGCGUAGUGGCCAGUGCUGCCCCUCUCUGUCAGGCCAAGCUGGGGAUGAAUGCGGCUCCAGCACGGGACGGGGGCAGUGUGUGUCCAUUGCUGCAGAUAAUCGGCGCCAUGGACCCCAGUACCCAUACGCUGGGAGGGAUGACCGGGAGAGGUGGCCCUUGCGAUUCUUCAACCGUACUUGUCAGUGUAACGGGAACUUCAGUGGCUACAAUUGUGGGCGGUGUAGACAUGGGCUGACUGGGCCCAACUGUGACCAGAGGAUAUCUGUUGUGAGGAGGAAUUUAAUGCAAAUGAGUACAGCUGACAAGCAAGCGUUCAUCAGUGCUUUGGACCAAGCAAAAAGGACAAUCCACCCCGACCUUGUCAUCUGUACACGAAGGUACCAGGAGAUAUUGGGACCAGAUGGCAACACACCUCAAUUUGAGAACAUUACCAUUUACAACUACUUUGUUUGGAGCCAUUACUACUCUGUCAGUAAGACCUUCCUGGGGCCCGGCCAGGCCAGCUUUGGAGGAGUUGACUUUUCCCACGAGGGCCCCGGUUUUGUUACCUGGCACCGCUUUCACCUGCUGCAACUGGAAAGAGACAUGCAAGACAUGCUGGGCGACGCCUCCUUUGCACUGCCCUAUUGGAACUUUGCCAUCGGAGGCAGCGAAUGCGACAUUUGCACAGACGACCUCUUGGGAGCCAGGAGCUCUUUCGACCUGAAUUCCAUCAGUGCCAACUCGGUGUUCUCCCAGUGGAGAGUGGUCUGUGAGAGUGUGGAAGACUACGACACUCUGGGCACCGUCUGCAACAACACAGAGACCAGUCCCAUCAGGAGGAACCCGGCGGGCAAUGUGGCACGGCCCAUGGUGCAGAGGCUGCCCGAGCCGCAAGACGUGUUGGAUUGUCUGCAACUCAAUACCUUUGACACGCCCCCUUACUACUCCACCUCCUCGGAGAGCUUCAGAAACUCCAUUGAAGGUUACAGUGCUCCUCAGGGGAUGUACGAUCCAGUCAUCCGCAGCCUCCACAACCUAGCCCACCUCUUCCUAAACGGCACAGGCGGACAGACUCACCUCUCUCCGAAUGAUCCCAUUUUCGUCCUGCUGCACACCUUCACUGACGCCAUUUUCGACGAAUGGCUGAGCAGACACCAGCCGGGGGAGAUAGUCUACCCUGAGGAGAACGCUCCUAUUGGACACAACCGCCUGUUCAACAUGGUUCCUUUUUGGCCUCCUGUCACUAAUGCAGAGAUGUUUGUCCCUGCUCCUCAAAACUUGGGCUACUCCUAUGAGGUCCAAUGGCCAGUUCGUGCCUACACCGUAUCUGAGAUCAUCACUAUCGCCGUCGUAGCGGCUGUCCUGGUCGUGGCUAUGGUGGGUGGAGUCAUCGCCUGUGCCGUACGCGCCCGGUCAUACCGCUCCGCUGAGGCCUUGGAGCCUCUGUUGGGGGAAACCUUCCGGCGAUACUCAGAGGAUGACCGGAGGUUGGAUAAAUCACAGUCUGUUGUUUAAAUCAAUGCCUUGCUAAAAGAGGCCUUCACAUCUUCAUGCAUUUUUUAAGAAAGCUCCACAUCAUCUUUUAAUAAAGAGUCACUGGUUUA
This is a messenger RNA of Doryrhamphus excisus (bluestripe pipefish), 1744 nucleotides long. Its product is annotated as 5,6-dihydroxyindole-2-carboxylic acid oxidase. Gene Ontology annotation, biological process: melanocyte differentiation; melanosome organization. NCBI's taxonomy places the organism in Eukaryota, Metazoa, Chordata, Actinopteri, Syngnathiformes, Syngnathidae. Gene Ontology annotation, cellular component: melanosome. Gene Ontology annotation, molecular function: oxidoreductase activity. The record is from RefSeq and is a predicted model, not a curated record.